UCGGCUGUCGACUUCUCAGCGGCAUCCCCGCCUUCAUCGCCAAUUGGCUCGGUCUGAGCGCCGUCCCCCUCCACAAUCGGCUCCGUAUCAGGCCGCUCGACUUCAAUCUCCUUGUCGACCGGCUCUCCUUUGUAGUCUGCACCACUCGGCUCGACCAAGUCGACCGGGCCGACCAAGGGAAGUGGAGGGACCUCAAGCUGAGAAGAUAGCUCAGCCGAAUGAAUAUCCUUGGCCACAAGACCACUCCACCACGUAUGGCCAGGAGGGAGAACUGCCUCCUUGUAGCCGACAGG
Molecule: messenger RNA, 293 nt
Organism: Striga hermonthica
Lineage: Eukaryota; Viridiplantae; Streptophyta; Magnoliopsida; Lamiales; Orobanchaceae
Source: the annotation of a GenBank genome assembly